UGGUUUGGCGGGGCCGGCUCCGCGAUAAGAGGCGGGGAGCCCCCGGGCUUUCCGUGGCGCGCCGUGCCUUGCCGGGCGGGAUGGAGGAGCGCUACAGCAAGGCGGAGACCCUGGCGCUGCGGAGGAAGCACAUCGGGCCUUCCUGCAAAGUUUUCUUUGCCAAGGACCCUCUGAAGAUAGUGCGUGCUCAGGGCCAGUAUAUGUUUGAUGAGACUGGAGAAAAAUACUUAGACUGUAUCAACAACGUUGCACAUGUUGGCCACAGUCAUCCCUAUGUGACAAAGGCUGCAACAAGACAGAUGGAACUGCUCAAUACGAAUUCCCGGUUCCUGCAUGACAACCUCGUUCAGUACGCUCAGCGUCUUACUGCUACCCUGCCAGAGAAACUCUCUGUUUGCUAUUUUGUUAACUCUGGGUCUGAAGCAAAUGAUCUGGCUUUACGACUGGCUCGGCAGUACCACGGACACCAAGAUGUGAUCACCCUUGAAAAUGCUUACCAUGGCCAUGUUACAUCUCUGAUUGACAUCAGUCCCUAUAAAUUUAAUCAGCUGGGAAAGGACAGCAAGAAGGAGUUUGUGCAUGUGGCUCCUUCUCCAGACAUCUAUAGAGGAAGAUAUAGGGAAGAUCACCCAGACCCAGCAAGCGCUUAUGCUGAAGAGGUGAAAAAGAUUAUUGAGGAAACGCAGAAGAAUGGACGUAAGAUUGCUGCCUUCAUAGCUGAAUCCAUGCAGAGCUGUGGAGGCCAAGUAAUUCCACCUGUGGGCUAUUUCCAGAAAGUGGCAGAGUAUGUGCGUGCAGCAGGUGGUGUAUUCAUAGCUGAUGAGGUCCAGGUUGGCUUCGGCAGAGUUGGGAAGCAUUUCUGGGCUUUCCAGCUGCAAGGUGAAGAUUUUGUGCCUGACAUCAUCACCAUGGGAAAGCCCAUUGGCAAUGGCCAUCCUAUGUCUUGUGUGGUCACAACAAGGGAAAUUGCUGAAAAGUUUGGUGCCUCUGGACUGGAGUAUUUUAAUACAUUUGGAGGCAAUCCUGUGUCUUGCGCUAUUGGUUUGGCUGUACUGGAGGUAAUUGAAAAAGAAGAUCUGCAAGGAAACGCUACACGUGUAGGAAGUUACCUCCUAGAACUGCUGGUUGAGCAAAAGAAGAAGCAUCCCUUAGUGGGAGAUAUCAGAGGCGUUGGAUUGUUUGUUGGUGUGGAUUUGGUGAAGGAUCAAGAAAAGAGAACACCAGCUACAGCUGAAGCCCUUCACCUCAUUUACAAGCUGAAAGAGCAGAAAAUCCUUCUUAGUGCAGAUGGACCCUACAGAAACAUACUGAAAUUUAAACCACCAAUGUGUUUCACUAUGGAAGAUGCAAAACAUGUAGUGGAGACAAUUGAUGUACUUCUCACAGAAAUAGAAGAGGCAACUGGAAUGAAGACAGAAAACGAUGUAUCUACAAACGCACAUUGUAAAAUAAAAGCUGAUGAAGGAAGUCCUCAACCAGACUCUGCAACUGAAAGCACCAGCCAUUUGAAUGGAGCUGCCUGCAGACAAGAAAAUGGUUUUUAUCCUGAAAAACACUCAGUGCCAAGUAAAACAAUAAGGACGUGAAGAGAGAGAGUUUUCUUGUUCAGAUUGAAUUUAUUUCCUAUUUGUUUUUGAGAUGAAGAGUGCAAUAGUGCUAGGAUCUGUUUGGAGCUUUGUGCUAGUACCAACUAGCUUCAUUAGGAGUUUAAAAUACAUAUUCAGAUAUAGAAGAAAUGUACCAUGUGGUCUGAAAGCUGUGUGUGACAGAACAGGCAAGUGAUACUUUAAUACCUUGUUGCUGAUUGAAGGCUUGACACAGGUAAACAAUCUGCUAAAUUGAAGGAUUUAGUCCCAUUACACGGAAUCUGAAUUACUUAACCACCAUGCAAGCAAAUUGCCAAUUUCAUUAAGUUUAACACAAUAAGCUUAGCAUGCUGUUUUUACAGUAUUUUAAAUUUCAAUAUGUAAUAUUGAGAUGUUAAUCACUUUCCAUGUUUUAAUGGCUGAAUUCCCAAAACACUGCUUGAGAGAGAAGCCAUUAUUAUCUCCUUGUAUAACUUAGGUCCUAUGGAUCGUUCCCUGCUGAUGUACGUUGAGGUAGCUUUGCUAAUGUUGAUGAUACUCUACCAAGUGUCUACUACUGUUUGUGUGAAGAUGGAACAUUUAUGCAAGCCAUUCUUGCUUUGUCUUCAAAGAAAAUGAAAACAGAGCAUAAUUUUCUAGGGAUAAAGCAACUUUUAUAGAUAACUAUUUAUACAGAGUAAGAUUUUUAUCUUUCUUUUUCAAAAGUUUAUAUAUUGAACUCCCUCAGUCCACAAAAUACGCUAGUAGAGGUUCAAAAUGAGGUUCCCAGGGACAGCCCAGCUUGCAUUCCCACGGAUUUUAGAUGUUUUGAAAGUCAUGGGAACUUCCGCCUGAUCCUUUCAUAGCAAUUCUGUUAGUUCUUUUUCAUCGGAGGUGAAGCGUUGCAUACCAGUUGCAUUGGAUCCUGAUGCGUAAGUGACUACUAACGUUUGACAGAUUACUAAAAUGAGAUGCCCUCUGCAUAAAGUAUGCAUACAGCCACUGCCUGCCUUUGCUGCAGGUAAUUUGGACUGACUUGCCUCCUUGUUGGUAUUAGAUUUUAAUAGUGCACAAUUCUUUUUUAAUACCUGCCCAAUUUUACACUAUGGAAGACACCGAGGGCUUCCAAGUGGUUUGUAUUUCAGGAAAAAGACAAAAUCUUUUUCCUUUUAAGCUUUCACACCCUGAGUUCUGUUUUGUUAUUGCUGCUAGUGAUUCUAAUGCUAUGACUGAAGAUUCAGCACUUUAAUUUUGUAUUUUCCACAAUUUGCUAUGUUAACAUUGAUGUUUCCAGUGUAACUUCUGGCAUUCUCAAGCUGGCUUAUUUUCUAUUUCACAAUUCUUGAAUAAUUCCAUAAAAAUAAAUCUUUAUUUGUAAUAUGUAA
Messenger RNA from Tympanuchus pallidicinctus (lesser prairie-chicken), 2950 nucleotides. It is a transcript of the gene ETNPPL, whose product is annotated as ethanolamine-phosphate phospho-lyase. The record is from RefSeq and is a predicted model, not a curated record. Gene Ontology annotation, cellular component: mitochondrion. The transcript is spliced from 13 exons. NCBI's taxonomy places the organism in Eukaryota, Metazoa, Chordata, Aves, Galliformes, Phasianidae. Gene Ontology annotation, molecular function: pyridoxal phosphate binding; ethanolamine-phosphate phospho-lyase activity; transaminase activity. The coding region runs from base 81 to 1586 and encodes 501 amino acids.